Cicer arietinum (chickpea) is the source of this 1474-nucleotide messenger RNA. RefSeq lists its product as uncharacterized. Gene Ontology annotation, molecular function: ubiquitin protein ligase activity. NCBI's taxonomy places the organism in Eukaryota, Viridiplantae, Streptophyta, Magnoliopsida, Fabales, Fabaceae. The record is from RefSeq and is a predicted model, not a curated record. Gene Ontology annotation, cellular component: cytoplasm. Gene Ontology annotation, biological process: protein ubiquitination.
AUACACGUCAUAAAUUGCUUGAAGAAAAUAACAAAAUUCACUCACAUACAUGGUAGUGUUUAUUCACACAGAGAGAGAGAGAGAGAGAAGAAAAAGAAACAAAAUUCGAGAAUAACACACAUUCAUAUCUCAAACAUGUCUCGUUAUUCCUCUUCUAAUCCCUUCGCAACAUUUCAUUCCGAUUCUGAUUCCGAUUCCGAUUCUGACUCGCCGAGUUACUUCGUCACCGAUCUCUUCCAAACUCGCUCCUCCAACCUCCCUUCUCCCUACGAUGACACAAACAUAAACCCUUUCUCCGACGUCGUUUCUGAUCUUCAUCAAGGUGAACUAGAAUUAGAAUUAGGUUUAGGUUUAGAGUUAGGAUUUGGUGAUGAAAACGAAAUUGAAACUCAAUAUAACGAUAACUAUGAUGAAGUUUUCGAUUUUUCGUUGCGUGAUGAUUCUAGUGGACUUAGGGUUAUUGGAUUUGGUUCCGAUUCAGAAUCGAGUGGUCAUGAUGAAGAAUUCGGUUCUGGGAGAAUCGAUGAUGAUGAAGAUGAUGAGAGGGUUGGUGGAUUGUGUUGGGAUAGUCUAUGUUUAGAGGAUCGUAGGAGUAUCAAUGAAUGGGAGGAAGUGGUUGAAGAGAGGGUGACUGAUGAUGAAAUUGAGGUUGAGGUUGAAGUUGAUGAUCAAUCCGUGGCCUCGGGCUUCGAGGAAGAAGAAGAAGAAGGAGGAACGGAACUUGAUGAAGAGGGGUUGAGGUAUUUGGAAUGGGAGAUUCUAUUGGCUUUUAACAAUUUAGAGAGGGGUGUUGGGUUGGAACAUGAAGAUGAGAACAUUGCUGAUUUGUAUUUAGCUGUUCAAGACGGUAUAAUAUCGGGAACAACCGAUUAUGAUAUUCUUUUCGGACAGUUACUUGAGAAUGAGAGUGGUUUGAAGGGUAGUCCACCGACGGCGAAGAGUUUUGUGGAGAAUCUCCCAUUGGUGGAAUUGACGGAGGAGGAGUUGAAAGGGAAGGAUAUUGUGUGUGCUGUUUGUAAAGAUGAGGUGAUGUUGGAGGAGAAGGUGAGGAAGUUACCUUGCUCACAUUGUUACCAUGGAGAUUGUAUUUUGCCAUGGUUGAGUAUUCGUAACACGUGUCCUGUUUGUCGGUUUGAGUUGCCCACGGAUGAUGCUGAUUACGAGCGGAGUAAGAUUCGUAGUGUGGCUCGUGAUCUUUGGGAGCUUUCAAUGUAAAUUUAGUUUUCACUUGUUGAUUUGCUUCAGGUUAUACUUAAAAGUUUAUGUAAAUAGCAGUUGGUGUUGUCUCGUUUAUUCGAAGGAUGAUGAGAACAAAUCUUUUGUAAUUAGUUUUCAUGUUAUGGUGGUUUUAGAAUAAGUUUUAUACCAUUUUGCGUGCAUUGGAUAUACCCAAGACAUGAUGCUGUCAAUACUCAAGUUCGUUUAUUUUAUAUUUCAUAUUUUAUAAAGAUAAAGUGUUGCACAUGAAGGAUCA